Messenger RNA from Exophiala dermatitidis NIH/UT8656, 2807 nucleotides. RefSeq lists its product as uncharacterized. NCBI's taxonomy places the organism in Eukaryota, Fungi, Ascomycota, Eurotiomycetes, Chaetothyriales, Herpotrichiellaceae. The record is from RefSeq and is a predicted model, not a curated record. Bases 674 to 2356 code for a protein of 560 amino acids. The transcript has 3 exons. Gene Ontology annotation, biological process: transmembrane transport. Gene Ontology annotation, cellular component: endoplasmic reticulum; membrane.
GUUUUUGUUCUUUUGACUUUGGCCAUUUUGUGGAAGCGGUCGGGCGAUUCGUCCUUAUCGCCUACUUUAGUCGCAAUCUAAUACCCACGAUUUCAUCACCCACUGCAUCCAAGAUCCAAUAUGGCCGGGAGCAGAUCUGUUUGACUCCCGCACCAUUCAAGUUCCGCCUGGAAUUGGAUAACGCCAUUGCCCCUGUAAUAAGCGGCUGAUGAGAAUCUCUGCCAGUACACAUCGGCAAGUACUGUUAGUUGAAUCGACCUCUGAACCAGGGACGCGCCUCGUCGCCAUCAGCCUCAGACAUAUUGUGAUGAACUGAGAAUGGCAGGGAGCUGCCAGCCCCUCUUUAUCACUGCCGUGUUGGAUUGCUUUUGGCCUGUGCGCCUGCAGAUAUCGGUCAAGUAGUUGAUUCCUGGUGUUCAAUUUCAAACACUGACUUACUGUACCGCAAAACGUUAUCCUGAUAGCUAUACAACACCACACCAGCACCAUGCAUGCUCAUCAGAGCUAACGACAUACCUUUCCGUCGCUCAAACAAAAGGCCCUGCUUAACCCCCAGCUUAAGCAGCUCUAAUACCCCUAGAAGACUACAAAUUCAGUCAGUCGUCCAUACGUCCAGUAUAGUACUCUCUCAAUUCCCAUUGUCAUCGGGUUCCUUCAAGUAUUUGAACCAACCAUGGCUCCCACGGGCCUUCUCGACUCGUUCCUGGCGGCCAUCCAAGCAAGCCUCAGCGUGCUCCUGGUCAUAUUCUACGGCGGGGUGGCCGCCCACUUGAAGCUUCUGAACCAAAGCAACAGCAAAGCCAUCUCCAAAAUUUGCGUGCGCAUGUUCCUGCCAGCGCUGCUGAUCGUCAAGAUCGGGUCGGAGCUCCACCCGGGGUCAGCCAGUCGCUACGGCAUCAUCUUCAUCUGGGCCAUUCUCUGCCACCUGGUGUCAUUCGUGCUGGGUAUUGUGGCACAUCUCUGGCUGGGCAUGCCGGACUGGACGACCGUGGCACUGAUGUUUAACAACACGACGAGCUACCCGCUACUUCUGAUCGCGGCGCUCGACGAGACAGGAAUCCUGCGGUCCUUGAUAGUGACGGACGAAACGACCCGGGCCGCCGUCGAGCGGGCCAAGUCCUACUUUCUGGUCUUUGCCACCAUUUCCUCCUGUUUGACCUUUGCAGUUGGGCCGCGCCUGAUCGAUUCCGAGCAUCCUCCGGACCCAAAUGACGACGAUGAAGACGACGAGAAGGAAACAGAUACCACGGCCGCCGGGAACGCCAACAUCAACAGUGAGGUCGACGACGACAAUGUUGGACGGCAACAUCAAUCUGUAGACGAGCUGACCACCCUUCUCGAUCGAGACAGCCAACGUCGACCCUCGGUCAUCACGUUCGGCCAACCGAACUCCUUUUUCCCUUCUGUCCGCAAGCCGUCAAUUCAGUCAGACCGGCGCCGGGCAUCGAUUCUGUCCGCCACUGAGCUGGUCGAAACCCGUCGUCGACCGUCCGUCGUGCCUCGCAGACAAUGGGUGCGUCUCGGCCCAACUGCCAAAUGGUGGCUGUUGUUCAUUUCGGAUUUCUUCAACGCGCCUCUGUUGGGCGCUAUUCUGGGUACCGUCAUUGGACUGAUCACGCCGCUGCACCGCGCGUUUUUCAACGAUACCGAACAAGGCGGCAUUUUCACAGCCUGGCUCACCUCCUCACUCGACAAUAUCGGCGGCUUGUUUGUCCCGCUGCCGGUAUUGGUCGCUGGUGUAUCGCUGUAUACUUCGAUGAAGGAGGUGCAACGGAGAAGGAAAGAGAAUGCGGAUGUAAGUCAGUCGGGCGACGAUGACGGCAUCCGUCGUCGCAGUGGUGGUGGUGGUGGCAGAGUUCGAUUCAGCGAUGAGAAUGAUGCAACUCCCUCCAAUUCCUCGAUCGGCAAUCAUAACGACACAAACACGAAUGCAGAAGCAAACUCAAACUCUGGUCCCAGUACUGAGUCCGUAUCUGCAUAUGCUCCGGCAGCCUCAAAAGGCAAAUCGAAAACAAAGCCGUUCAAACCCGAAUCUCACCUCCCGUGGCUUACGGUCACUUACAUUCUCAUUAUCCGCUUCGUCGUAUGGCCAAUCGCCUCGAUCGCACUGAUCUAUGUCGUUGCAUCCCGGACCAACUUGCUCGGAUCCGACCCCAUGCUCUGGUUCGCCAUGAUGUUGAUGCCGACGGGCCCGCCGGCCAUGAAGCUGAUCACGUUGGUGCAGGUCAGCGACGGAGACGAGGAGGAUGAAAUGAAUAUUGCAAAGUUGUUGACGAUAUCCUACAUUAUUUCCCCAAUCUUGUCAAUCACUGUCGUCGGUGGUCUGAGGGCAAGUCAGGCGGCCAUCCGGGUGUGAUUGAAUGGAUGGGAGUGACUACAUUAUAUUAUAUUACGUUACAUUACAAUCACUUUUCAUCAGGUACGAAUGAUAGGGCUCACGGCACACAUGAUACAUGGUGUAUUAAGGGAACCAGCGAGGAAAGGAAGAGAUGCAGGUCGAGUGAAAAGAACAGCGAAAAGAAGUGAAAGAAGAGGGUAGCUGAUACAGACUGGAAGGAAGCGAGGGGGCAAACUAAGAACCGAGCAAAAUCAUCGGGCAACCUCAAGCAGGGGAUGAUGCAUCUUCCUGUAUUGUGGCUCAUGCCCAAACUCGAGUGAGAUAGCGGUCUGACCAGGCGAGACCAAGCAGCACCAAUCCAACGACAGGUUUGUAAGUCAAGAAAUCUACAUGUCUGUCGCGUCUGUUACUCCACUAUAUAUCAAAUAAUUCGUAUAUGUCCGCCUGUAACAUUAUAUCCAGCCUUCCA